ACAAUAGAGGCAAAAGCAAGUACUAUCUCUUUAGUAAAAAAAUUAUACAAACAUUUAAAAAUAUAAAUAUAAUUAGUAUUGGAAUUUGUAACAAUUAAGUUCCCUCGCCCUUUUAAUUCAUGGCUUCGGAUAUUGACAAUGAUGUUCCUGAUUGUGGGGCUGCUUUCACAUUUGGACGAAGUCGUUUUUCUGAUAAUGUAGCUGGCAAAUUUUGGAUUAAAGAUGAUCCAAUAUUGCAAAUUUCUUGUGGAGAUGAACAUACUGCAAUACUAACAGCAUCUGGUCGUUUAUUCACUUUUGGUAGCAAUGAAUGGGGCCAAUUGGGACAUGGACAUACUAAGACGUUGGAAAAACCUUCAUUUGUCAAAGCUUUAAAAGGAGAAAGGGCUACUGUAAUAGCAUGUGGCCGCUCACAUACUUUGGUUGCUACAGCUGGUGGUCAUAUUUAUGCAUUUGGCUCAAACAGUGAAGGCCAACUAGGAUCUGCUGAUGAAGAGCCUAUUCAUUCAUCUCCUGUCAGAGUUCAAGGUCUUGAAGGCAUUACUAUUAAAAUGCUGAGUGGAGGUGCUGAUCAUUCAAUGGCUCUUACUGAUAAAGGUGUUGUUUAUGUCUGGGGAAGUGGAGCAGAAGGUCAAAUAGGUCCUGAAUCUGGCCACAUUCUUAUUCCUACUGAGCUCAAUUUAGACUGUAAUAUUAUUUGCAUGUCUGCUGGAUAUUAUCAUUCUGCAUUUGUUACAGUUGAUGGUAAAUUAUACACUUGUGGGGAAGGAGAGUCUGGUAAGUUAGGACUACCUGACCAUGCUCUUAAGAAGUCUCCUCUCAGUGUUCAUUGUGUUUCUGGGUUUGACCGAAAGAUUGUUUGGGUUUCUUGCGGUGGUAAUCAUACUAUUGCUUUAACAUCUGAUGGUAAAGCAUAUAGUUUUGGUAAUGGAUAUGAUGGACAGUUAGGUUUAGGUUCAAGACUCUUAGAUGUAGCUACACCUCAUCAAAUUGUGUUCUUAGAAAGUUCUAAAAUUGCAAGAGUCAGUUGCGGAGAAAACCAUUCUGCUUUCUUAACAGAUAGAGGACAACUAUAUAUUUGUGGAAAUGGUAGGCAUGGGAAGUUAGGACUUUUUGGAGUUGAUGAUUGUUCAAAUCAAUUUGUUCCAACAUUAGUAUCUCGGUUUAAUGGCUUUCAAGUUCAACAGGUAGCCUGUGGUGGUUGUCACACUUUGGUUUUAGCAGUUAAGCAAGUUGCAGCUUCUUCUCCUUCACAACAAUAUACUGUUCCUAUUGAAACUGAAGUAACCUCUGCCAGAGAAAGGAGAAGGUUGAAAAGUGCCAAAUUACCCCCAAUUUCGUCUCAUAGCAACAAGAAUGAAACAUUUUCGCCAACACUGAAAGCUGAAUACCGUCAAAGACUGCCCAGUUUAUCUAAAGGGGCUGUUUGGUAUGUGGCUUUGAAAAGUAAUUCUUGUGAGGAAAAUGUAUCGGAUGAAGAAGAUGAAGUUCUGACAAAGCUAGAGAGGCGGCCAGAAUCCAUUUUAUGUGAAGUUGAGAAUGAUGAAAGCAUUAGACAUGUAGAUAGUGACGUUGAUUCAGAUGAAUCUGAAGUGCCUGAGUUGAAUAGAACCCACACAUUGAUAAGAAUUGAUAAUACAAUUCUAAUCCGUCCUACUGUGCCAGAUAAUAAUAAUGUUCCAAAUAAAAUUUCUGAUGAGUGUGAAGAAGUUCCAAAAAAAGAAACUAUGAAUUCUAGUUUUAUAACUUACAUUGAUGACAUUGCUGUACAACCCCAUUCAGAAAAAGAAAAUAUUCCAGAUUCAACAAAUGUUGUACCUUUAACGAAAGUACCGUCUUCUGAACACUUACAGGUGAAGAGUCACUUUUAUGAUAAUGAAAGUAAAUCAACAAGUUUAGAAGGCCUUAAAGAAGAAAAGUCUUCCAAAACUUGUGUAAUUAUUUGAACUUUUAAAGCCAUAAAGAGUGAGAAAGCAGCUAUAUUUUAGAGUGAUGUAGAGUAAUGUUUUAUUAUCUGUGCUAUAUGUUAGAUUGUAAAUAGUUUUAUAUGUUUGUUGAUUACUAUUUUAUUAUUAAAACAAGAAUAAUUUUUAUAUUGUACAGACGGCUUUGAUUAAGAUGACAGGCUAGAUCUGACUGAAGCCUAUUCUUGCAUGAUUAAACUUUGACAAAGAAAUUAUUUAAAUCCUGCUUUCCCUUGUAUAUAUAGGAAUGAGUUACUCUUAACGUUAAAAAAAGCUCUUGAUUGAUCUCAGCAUCUUUUAUCUGUAUUAUUCAAUAUUUCCCAUUUAUUAUUUAUUCUAUACAUAAUGAAAUGUUUUAAAAAUCACAAAAAAAAAAUUAUAAAACCUGUGUAGCUAAGAAAUUUUUAUAGCAAAUUUUUAAUGAGUUGCUAUUUUUUGUGAAAAGUUUCUCUAUCUUUAUAUUGUUAAAAUGAGUGAGAUAGAAAGUGAUUUUCUGUGUUCAAAUUGUUAUUUUUUGGUACAAAUACAUAAAACAUACUCUUUGUAUCAUGCUACCUAAUUUUAUCGAUAUUUGAUACAUGUAUUAAUUCUAAAUAUAUUUGAUACACAUAUAAUUCCUUGUAUACACAUUCUCAACUCAUUCAUAAGUUUUUAUUUUCCUAAUUCAAGUGAGAGGUCUUUUCUAUACUUAUAUAUAAUGCAAAUGAUUUGAUAUCACAUUCAAUUUGAAAGAUAUCAGAUUAUUUGGAAUACCAUAAAAAUAAUAAUAAAAAUUUUUUUGGGGGCUUCAGGAGUACUGUUAAUUAUUAGCACCUUGUUUAUUACUUAAUUUUAGUUUAAAACAUUUUGAGAUUAAUGCUUUAGCACUUUGUGGUCAGAUGUGUAUUCAUUAAAAAUCCUAGUUUCAAUGUGUUUUUUAUCGCUUCUAGGAAAAAUUCAAUAUUACCUUAAAUAAAUAUAUAUAGGAUAUGCUGUAAACAAUUUUGAGGUUAUACAUUGAGGAAUUCAUUAUUAUCUCUCUUUUACUUAGUUUGCGACAAUCAUAAUGUGCCUUGUAGUGUUAGGUUCAGAGAAUUAUUUUGAUUUUUAUUCCAUGCCUUGUGAAAAUUUUCUAUUUGAAUUUUAAAUUUAUUCGGAGAAAAUUAUUAAUUUUAAUAAUUUACUGAUCAUUAUUUGAAUCUAGAAAUGUAGUUUUUAGGCAAUGUGCAUGAAGAUAUUUUUUAUUGCUAUAGAAAAAUUUUAUUUAUAUAUAUAUAUUCUAAUUUUCUGUGAAUGUAUAAAUAUUACGCUUAUUUCCCAAACUAUUUUUUACUACACUUAUCCAAUCCUUAAAUAAUUUCAUUCUUUGGAAGUUAAUAUUUUGAAGAAUUCAUGAAACAUAUAUGUAGGGCCAAUAUUUAAUACUUUCCCUAUUAUUAAUUUUAGGACUUAGCUAAAACAUUUAAAAUAGAAACAACAGAAUUACAUAAUAAUUUUAAUUAUUUUCUGUGUGAAUUUUUAUAAUAGGUUAUUGCAUCAAGAAAAUCUAUAUAGCAUGCAUAUAUAAAUUUAGGCAAAAUCAGAAUUUAUACAAAUAUGAUAAAUUUAUACUGAUGAUUAUACAAAGUAUUUAGCAUUAUUAAAAUAUAAUACUUAUCAAGUAAUCCUCUUUCAUUUGCAAAUAUGAAACCUUUGUUCUUGGAUAUUUAUACUUUUAAUGCCUUAAAAAUUGAUUAUAAACGAGUUUUUACUGAGUCAAUAUGACAUCGCACCAACAAAUAUUACAAUUAAGGAUUAUUUUCAAGGACAUUUUCAUUUGAUGUUUUAUAACACUAUUUAUUCUUAUAUUUUUUAACUACUUAGUAUAUUUCUCAGUCUAAAUUAAUGAGUUAAGUUUGAAGAGUGUCUAUUAAAACUGUAUGUAGAAUGAUGCAUAGUGAUGUUCUGUAUAUCCUUUUUAAACUACUAAAAUGAGUGAAAAAUAGUUCUAAAAUUUUUUUGGAACUGCAUUAUUUUAACAUUUUAAUAAGUGUGCAGUUUUUUAUAUUCAUUAACAUGCCAUGUUUGUAUAUAUAUGUUUUUUUAAAGAGUAGUAAACAUUCCUUAAUUUAUAAUUAAGGAAUUUUAUUUGUCAAUCAUUUAAACAGCACUAAAGUGUGCUAAAUGUUUUUUUCUGUCCUUUUAACUUUAAUUAGUAUUUUGAUAUCAAUAAAGUGUUGCCUUUUGUAAA
This is a messenger RNA of Parasteatoda tepidariorum (common house spider), 4173 nucleotides long. RefSeq names its product X-linked retinitis pigmentosa GTPase regulator. NCBI's taxonomy places the organism in Eukaryota, Metazoa, Arthropoda, Arachnida, Araneae, Theridiidae. The record is from RefSeq and is a predicted model, not a curated record.